AUGGGAUUUCCUGGCGUUUUCCAAGUUCUUAUUAGUGUCGUAGUAGAUCUCGCUAUCACUUUCACAUCGGCAGAAGCGAGCGCUGAUUGCAACGUAACAUCAGGAACAGGCGUGUACCUCACUGGACAUGUGUACGCAAGUUUCUCCGUGCAGGACUUUCAACAGUGCUACGAGAAAUGUAAGGCAGAUGAACCGAAGUGUCGCAGUUUGAAUUACCAUGGCGACCAAACGCGCUGCGAGCUUAAUAAUGCAACCAGGACGUUACAACCCAACGACAUAAUGGAAAAUCCCCUCUCGUUAUAUCUUGAAAGCCGUUACCGAGUAUCUUUAGGCUCACAAAGAUCUGUAGCAGGCAGAACAUGCGAGGAAAUUUUAUCUAAAGAGGAUUCUGCAGCGAAUGGGUUUUACUGGUUGAAUUCCAAUGGAACUGAGGACCCGUAUGUCACCUUUUGUAACAUGAAGAACGGAGGAGAUUCCAGCCCUUCUUUUGACCUGUUAUUUCAAGAUCGCAACACAACAAACUUUGUCGAACUUGACAUGUCUGCACAAGAUCUGUCAGCCUUCACUGUGUGCCUUUGGUUCAGAGCUUGGGAACAACAGCUGGUUUUUCUGUCUUACGCCACGGAAUCCUUCACCGAUGCCAUCAUGAUGUUUCUGUCUUCAACUGGAUUGUUUCGAUUUCUGGUGCUUGAUGAACAAGUACAUGGUCAGACGGGAUAUGUUAACGAUAGAACCUGGCACCAUUUGUGCGGCAAAUGGGCCAAUCGUGACGGUGUCGUAAAAUUGUUUGUGGACGGAGAGAACAAGCUAACUGGUGACAAAUCAAUACAUGGAGUGAUUCCUGGUUCUGGGAAAUUUAUUGUGGGACAAGACCAGGAUGUUAUCGGAGGCGCCUUCGAUCUGGCACAGAGUUUUAUUGGGGAAAUGACCCACUUGUACAUCUGGAACGCUGACUUGGAAGACAGCGUUAUUACCAGCUUAAGCAUGCACUGUAAGGAAUAUCCACACCCAGGAUAUAUUGUGGGGUGGGCUGACUUUGGGCAGGGGUUACACGGUAAUGUUACUAGACGAAACAACUCAAGAUGUGUAACAAAAUACGACAUGCUGCCAUAG
Molecule: messenger RNA, 1113 nt
Organism: Orbicella faveolata
Lineage: Eukaryota; Metazoa; Cnidaria; Anthozoa; Scleractinia; Merulinidae
Product: C-reactive protein-like
Source: RefSeq, a predicted model, not a curated record